AGCCCAGAAUCAGAUUUGGGCCGGGUCCAAAAACCAUUAUAUUUAAGCCUUUUCAUCUUACGCAACUUCUCCCUCUGAAGAUUUUAGGGUUUUUGUUUCCGUGAACAGUUUCUUCUUAGGUCUGAGCCAAUAUCCUCUGCAAAAAUGGUUCUUCAAAACGAUAUUGAUUUGUUAAACCCUCCUGCUGAGCUUGAGAAGAGAAAGCACAAGCUCAAGCGUCUUGUUCAAUCACCAAACUCUUUCUUCAUGGAUGUAAAAUGCCAGGGUUGUUUCAACAUAACAACUGUCUUUAGCCACUCUCAGACUGUUGUGGUGUGCGGAAACUGUCAGACUGUUUUGUGCCAGCCAACAGGUGGUCGUGCAAGGCUUACAGAAGGAUGCUCCUUUAGGAAGAAGGGAGAUUAAAUGGUGUGUCAUUUUUUCUUUGUCUAAGAUUGGAGAGUUGUGGUUGUUAGGUUUUUAAGAUGAAUCAAUAUCUUUUCAUGUUUUAGUUUCUAUGUAUUAAAUUUUGUUUAAUUGUAAGACUUGUUGCCACAGUCUUUUCCAAGAAUUUAUAAUCUAGACUUUUUAUUUA
Lathyrus oleraceus (garden pea) is the source of this 574-nucleotide messenger RNA. RefSeq names its product 40S ribosomal protein S27-2. The transcript has 4 exons. Gene Ontology annotation, biological process: translation. Gene Ontology annotation, molecular function: structural constituent of ribosome. The record is from RefSeq and is a predicted model, not a curated record. The coding region runs from base 145 to 405 and encodes 86 amino acids. Gene Ontology annotation, cellular component: ribosome. Lineage: Eukaryota; Viridiplantae; Streptophyta; Magnoliopsida; Fabales; Fabaceae.